ACCUGGCGGGGCGCUGAUGCAGCGCCUGGACCUUCGCUGCGCGACUUCGGGGGCGUCGGCCGAGUUGGCACUCCGCGAUGCAGCUCCUGAAGGCGCUCUGGGCACUCGCAGGGGCCGCGCUCUGCUGCUUCCUCGUCCUGGUGAUCCACGCGCAGUUCCUGAAAGAAGGUCAGCUGGCCGCUGGCACCUGUGAGAUUGUGACCCUGGACCGAGACAGCAGCCAGCCACGGAGGACCAUCGCCCGGCAGACGGCUCGCUGCGCAUGCAGAAAGGGGCAAAUCGCAGGCACCACGAGAGCGCGGCCCGCCUGUGUGGAUGCGCGCAUCAUCAAGACAAAGCAGUGGUGUGAGAUGCUGCCCUGCCUGGAGGGGGAAGGCUGCGACCUGCUGAUCAACCGGUCAGGCUGGACGUGCACACAGCCCGGCGGGCGGAUAAAGACCACCACGGUCUCCUGACGAACACAGCCCUCAGGGGCUCCGGGAGUGGUCUUGGCUCCCUGGACAGUCCACACCUCGACCCCGGCCCUCAGCCCUGGGUGGACUUCGCCUGUUCCCUGCCUCCAGCCACUGUUUCCCGCGGCCCAUCAAGGACAGCCUCUGUCCUCAGCAUUCUGAGCCUGACCCGCCGAACCCAGGAGGGCCGGACGUGGACGCACAGGUGGAGGCGCUGGGCACAAGCAAUACAGGGCUGUGGGGCCCGGCCGCGCCCUCGCUUGCCGGCCACUCUCCUGGGAGCUGGAGGACGAGGAUGGGGCCGAGGAGGAGCUGCGGCCCCGCCAGAUGAGCCCGGACGCGCGGUCCCAGGACUCUCAGGUGCAGACGCCGCCUCUCCGUGGGCCCCAGACUGUCUGAAUUGUUUUAUUUUCUUAUACUUUCAGUAUACUCGAUAGACCAAAGAGCAGAUCUAUUUUAACGUGGACGCGCCCUCACCGUCAGAGUCCCGGGCUGGAUGGCGGGGCGGGGGGAGGGGUGCGGUGGCAGAGACCUGCUGGUGGCCCCGGCAGAGAGCGGGCAGCGGUGGAGGCCCCCGCCCCACGAUCGCCGCGGUGCGCCCUAGGAAGAUGGCGCCAGCCGGAAGGACGCCACAGCUCACCUGCAGGCACCGGCCCGGCCAUGGCCGGCGUCGGCCCCCACGCGGACAGCACGGUCCCCGGGACACGGGCCGUUCCCGUCUCUGUGCUUAGACCGACUUUAUCGUACUAAAAUCACUUUCUGUUUUAACCAGUUCCACACGCCUCCUCUUCGACAGCCCCAUUUUUGAUAGUUGGAUAAUCCAGUUCUUGCCAAGAGCAUGUUGGGUCUCCCGUGACUGCUGCCUCCUACGAUACGCCAUUUAGCUCCAGAAAGCAAAUUAAAGAGAACGGAAGUAACACUGUUUGAAAGAGAUCAUUAAAUGUAUUUUGCAAAGCCUAAAGUUAUAUAUUUAACAGUUUUUAUAUGUUGUAUAUUUGUAGAAAAUCCUAUUUAACACUUAACGUGGCGGCCCUGGCCUCCCCGAACGCGGGGCCAGUCCCCGUGUGUCCCUGGAGACUGUGGGGUGGCUGCGUGGGACCUCAGGAGCCGGGCGCAGGGGGAGAGUGGCCGGGCACCACGGCCCUGGUGUCCCGCCGAGGCUCCCGACCAGCACUGGGGAAGCUGGGUUUCUUUCCACUUUGGUUCGAGGUUGGUGGCCACUGUCCCCCUUUGGGUCUGUGACUGGUGAGCGCUGCGGGUACAGGAUUUUGGUCUGGCUCUUCCCACGGAUUUCGUUGGCCCUUUCCUGUCCCUCCUGCCACUCCUGGGCCUCAAGGCCUUGGGCAGUGAUUCUCCUUCCUGAGGGGGCGCUCCCCUCAUUCUCCACAGACCCAUCUCCUCUCCGGGAGGCCAAGCAAGCAGGGUGGACAGAGGGACAGGGGGACAGGGGGCCAGGCGCAGGCGCCCCUGCAUGGUGGGGCCCGCGGCCCCGAGGAAGGGUCGAGUGUGUGUGUCCUCCCCUGGCGACUGUACGCCAGCGCCCUCCGUUUUCCUGAGUUCCUGCUGAGUAUACUACCUACGAGUCCAAUUAACAUGACUAUUAUGCUAGUUCUUCAAUACUAAAAAGUUUAAAAAUAUAACUACAGUAUAUAGACGCCGUUCCAACCACCAUAGACUAAAGAUAGGAGAGGAAAUCCAUGACGUAAGACCCGUUCCCACUCCAUGAGCACUUAGUUCACCUUCAGUCACCGAACAUGUAGAGGAAUUUGUAUCCUGGAGAGAAAGAAAGGCUGAGGGGGGUCUUCAUCACAGAGGGGGCGCCAGCGAGGGCCUGCCCAGCCCCCGCGGCCUAGGCUCGCCUGUGCCCACCGCCUCCGCUGCCUGUCCUUCCGAAAGCGAGUGUAGACACCUUCGAGGGCAGAGACCGGGAGAUUUCAGAUGUUACAGCAUAUUAUUUUUCUUUGUUUUACAGUAUUGAAUUUUGUGUUGAUUCAGCUAAAUUAUGAAAAUAAAGAAAAACUCCUUUGAUAAGCA
Messenger RNA from Ictidomys tridecemlineatus (thirteen-lined ground squirrel), 2486 nucleotides. The record is from RefSeq and is a predicted model, not a curated record. NCBI's taxonomy places the organism in Eukaryota, Metazoa, Chordata, Mammalia, Rodentia, Sciuridae.